Didymella exigua CBS 183.55 is the source of this 903-nucleotide messenger RNA. RefSeq lists its product as uncharacterized. The transcript has a single exon. Gene Ontology annotation, biological process: transcription elongation by RNA polymerase II. NCBI's taxonomy places the organism in Eukaryota, Fungi, Ascomycota, Dothideomycetes, Pleosporales, Didymellaceae. The coding region runs from base 1 to 903 and encodes 300 amino acids. The record is from RefSeq and is a predicted model, not a curated record. Gene Ontology annotation, cellular component: nucleus; elongin complex.
AUGCCCGUCUCCAGCCUGUACGAGCUUGCCCGGCAGCGGCUGAUCAAGAACAUCGACAUGCUUACCGACAUCGGCGACAUACCCUUCUCCUUCCUCGAACCUGUCCUCCGUCACAUCCAGAACCCACAGCAGCUGCAGGAGCUGGAGGAGAACUGCCCGCAAAUCCAGGGCGAGACAAAAGACAUAUGGAGAAGAUACAUCCGGAGAGACGUGCCAGACUGGGACAAGAAGCCCCAUACGCCCAGGGACGACAGGAACUGGAGCAAAGUGUAUCGAAAGCUCGUGAAGGAUGCCGAGAAGGAGAAGGUCGACCAGGAGAACCAGCUGAAACAGCAGAUGAAGGCGCUCCAGGCGGGCAGAGAGGUCAACAAGACCGUCAUCAUGACCACGAACAAAAGCUACGGUCGCACGGGCAGCCACUGGUCCAUGGGCAGCGGGAGGGACUACGGUCGAGCCGCCCCGCCUGCGAAGACGGGAAAGGUGGCCAUGGACAAGCUCAAGCGCGGCAUGUUCGACCGCAACCAAGCACGCACCAAAGCCGUGCACACACCGCAGCACCAGCUCGCCAUGAAGAAGCAGAUGGUGUCGGCCAUCCCCGAACGCCUGGUCAGGAUGGCACAGCAAGAAGCACCCAAGACCAUGGUCCUGUCCAAACAAGCCUCCGCAUCUGCUGCCGAGAGGCGAAUCCCAAAGCCAGCUGCGACUCAACAAAAUAUCAGACAGCGUCCAGCUGUAACACCGGCCCAGUUUGUACCGCCACCCCGUACUUCGCUCCCGGCCGGCCAACAUUUCAGCGCUCCCAAGCUCAAGCCCACUACGCACGGUGUGGGAGCUGCGUCGGCGCCGAAACGGAAGCGAGAAGGAUCGAGCAUGUUCCAGCCGACCAAGCAGCGGAGAGCGUAG